Molecule: messenger RNA, 756 nt
Organism: Ostreobium quekettii
Lineage: Eukaryota; Viridiplantae; Chlorophyta; Ulvophyceae; Bryopsidales; Ostreobiaceae
Source: the annotation of a GenBank genome assembly
AUGCCGGCCAUCCCGAGCUAUCGGGAGGUCGGCGACCGGCCCCGGCGGUGCCCGCCCGCCGCUGACCCGCCGGUGGCCCCCGGGUUAGCCAUGCGGCCGUCCCUCCUCCCGCGGCGGCCCACGCCGCCCGCAUCCGCGCCCCCGGUCGACAUGAUGCGCCUCCUGCCGCUGGACUUGGCCGAGGACAAGGAGACGUGGCUGUGCGCGCCCGGGCGGGGCCCCGAGGUGGACUCCUGGCCCGUGGACCUGGGCGACGAUCAGUUGUCGUCCGACGCGUCGGAGUCCGUGAGCAGCGUGUCGGUGGAGUGCGACGAGAUGGAGCGGCUGGAUGUUGGCAAUGAUGCCGACGGGCAGCACGGCGGUGGGUUCGCCGAUCAUGCCGGCCGGGCCCGGGCCAACCCGGAGCCACCGCCGCGCUCGCCGCCCAAUCGAAACCCUGGCCCGGGGCAGGGGGGGGCAUCAUCGUUUCGCGCCGGUGCGCGGGACGCGGGCGAGUGGGAUGGGCGGCACGGGGAGGUGGAGGAGGUCCAGCUGCUGUUUCCCAUUGAUUGCUCGUCGGACGACAUGGUGUGGCUGCUGGGUGGGGCGGAGAGAAGGGCCCGCGGCCGGGCCGGGUCCAACGUGGAUGUGCUGUUCCCGGCGGGCUGCAGCGACACGGACAAGGACUGGCUCACGCGGGCGGGCAGCCUGUCGGAGAUGGACUGGCUGGUACCUGCGGGGGAGGCGCAGAAGAUUGCGCCGCAGGUUUCGUUUUGA